Molecule: messenger RNA, 1989 nt
Organism: Paraglomus brasilianum
Lineage: Eukaryota; Fungi; Glomeromycota; Glomeromycetes; Paraglomerales; Paraglomeraceae
Source: the annotation of a GenBank genome assembly
AUGUCCGACAAUAGUCAACCAGCCGUCCCAACCACCUCUCCUACUACCGGAAGAAUCACAAAAAUUCUACGCGACAUUUACGCGACCGGACGCGCGUCUGUUACAAUUGCCUUCAGACCGGACUUUGAGAUCACCCUGGGAGAUAAAUACGAUGAGAAAGAAGAUGGGGAUGGAAUCGAAGAGUCCGAGGGGAGUUCUAUUGAUCAGGACAAGAGCAAUGAAUUAAAGAAAGCUUUGGAAAUGUUGGCACAUGAAUGUGAACAUGAGAGUGGUGAGUCUGGUAAAAAAACCAACAUGAACGAAAGCGAAGAGGGAAUCGAUAGAAUAAAUGAACCGUACAGAAGUAUUGAUAGAGAAAGUGAUGGUGCGGAAAGUGAUAAAGGAAGCGUUAGAGAAGACGAUGAUGCUUCGGUCGAAACGAUUAUUGAAGAUAACUAUAAGGGAAACAACGAAGCAAGACAAAGCAUUGGCCCCGUACCUGUUAGUUCGUCCAACACUCACGAAUUCCCCGAUGGCCACACGAAAGAACAUAUCACUCCUUCCACUUGCAUCGAUUACACAUCACCUAUUAAAGAAGAUCCUUUAAUCACCAACAUGCCCCACUUGCCCCACUGCACGAGCGCCGACCUCAAUACCAUCGAACAGACGCAGGGAGAGUCCUCACAACCUAACACUGACUCUGAAACUGCGGACAAUAUUGAUGCUAUUCUCGCCGCUUUAACUGACCUUAGCUUGUCAAUAAUUAAUGCGCCCACCCUUGCUACUGUUGGGCACGCUGCUGUAGAAGAACAAACCAUCGCCACUCACGCAGAACAGGUACCUGAGACCAACGUCGACGGUAAAUGUAUCAUUGAAGAAAGUAGAACAAACGAGAAAAGUAUGAUGAUAGCUAAUACUAAGGCAACAAAACACAGGGAAAGUGUGCCAUCUCAAGGUUUGGAAUCUGCGUGUGAGCAGCCCAAUACAAUAAAUUCUGGACAUGUUCUCGAUGUGUUUGGGCGACCCAAUAUAAUGGAUAUUAUUGCGACAGGUCAUACGCUAGGACCACAAUAUCAGCAGCCGAUGAUGGUUAUUACCACCGAAGAUGACACUGCGACUACUGACACCGAGAAAGAAAGUAUUGAAGGAACAAAACUAAUGGUUGAACCUACCGACGUUACUGAAAUAAGUUCCAUCAAUUCGGCAUCAUUAUCUUUGGAGAAAUUACCAAGUAAAUCAGCCGCAAGUUCACCUUCAAAGAAAGUAACGAAAGCCAGUUCUGCCCCUAGUAUCCAAACAUUAGACGAAUGGACCUUGGCAGCCAGUAGAGAGGGUAUAACCGAGAGUCAAAUGGAUGGAAAUGAGACGACUACGCCAUCAGACGGAUUAAACACUCUCGAUGUCAAACCAACCCCAGAAUACAUACCCACAACGCUUGCGGAAAGCUCCAUUCCUCAAACCGCUCAACAACAAGAACAAGACUCCAACCCCAAAUCCCGCAGAUCCGUUCCCAGGUUUUCCGCGACAACAACCCCAUCUCUAUCCUUCUUGACGCCGACCCAAAAAUCCGUAAUUGCUCUUCUUCUCGCAGAUACCCUGCAAUCACGUGCAAUCCGGCCUUACUUUGAUCUCGACUGCCUUACCGACCCGGAAUACGUGAAGCUCUCACUGGGACAUGAGUUCCGUCGCAUGCGCGAUCGCCACAGAUCACGUCGUCAGCGUUUACGCUCUGCAUUCCGAUUCGGCGGCAUCGCUGUUUACCUUCGUCGCUAUCGCGAUUUGCUUGCUCCAAGUGAGCAGCGACAAUUGCUAAAGACGAGUUGGAAAGAAUUGAAGGUACAACGAAGGUUUGGUAUGAGAGUAUUUGAGUUGUUCGAGGUGUUUGGAGAACAGGCCUUUGGAAAAGUCAGAGGGAAUAGUAUUGAUUUUCUUGGCGAUUUGACGCAGGGGCAGUAUAGAGAGCUGAGAUUUUAUGUUAGAGGAGUUGAGAUAGAAGGAGAGAAGGAAUGA